CAGAGCCGGGCUACUGUAAUCAGCAACCGAACAUCGUUGGCAGGCAGCGGCUGCUCGUUCACGGAAGAGCUCUCUCUCUCUCUCUCUCUCUCUCUCUCUCUCUCUCUCUCUCUCUCUCUCUCUCUCUCUCUCUCUCUCUCUCUCAGUCUCUCGUGCCGUCCCGGACACGUCUUCCUUCAUUUGAAGGGCACGGUGAAGGCACAGGACACACAGGCGUGGAGGAGACAUUUGUGUUUCUGAGAUGUAGCCUGCCUGGCAAAUCUGUCGCCAACAUCGCUUUAAACCCACCUGCUCCUCCCCUGUCAUUCCCCCAAGAAAGGAAGGAAGGAAGGCAGGAAGGAAGGUGCUGGGAUGCCGAUAGUUUCAUCUGGGAGGCGACUGGAAAGGAAAGCUCACUGAAUUUUCGUUUAACGUAUCACUCCUUCUUCUUCUUCUUGUGAUUCCUAUUAAUUGACAUCCUCCACCGAGGCUACCGAGCUGACCGGCUGUUACAUCUGUGACGGUUUACUCAAGAUCCAUCAAGCUGUAAAAAUCCUCAACACAGAAGAACCAAAACAGAAAUCUUAAGAAAUGGACAGAGAUCAUCCGAGCCAAAGCCAGACGCAAGAAGACAACCCGAAGGGAACAGCAGAAGCUUUAACAACAACCUCAGCUCCGGCAUCAGAGACAGCGGCUCUGGCCACAGACUCCACUUCCGGCCAGCCUGCAGGUCCUGCCAGGCCUAGACGGCCCCAGAGAAGUGCCAGAGUAGAGGGCUCUGUUGACAUCUCCGAACUGAAAGCUGAACCCAAAGAUGAACCCACUCCAGUGGUUAACCAGGACAAGUGCAUUCCUGAUGGCUCUGUGGCAAGUCACCCCAAAACCUCUCGCCCUGGAGCAGUCAAACCUUCAGGAGAGGGCACUGGGCCCACCGCCAAGGCUGGUCCCAAAGGACCGGGCCACCACCCGGUUAGGGCUGUCUCUGUCCCCCACCCACCAGCUAGCAGGCCUGAGGCUUCUCACCUGAACCCUCAUGCACAGAGAGCCUUCUCUGUAGCAGGUACAGCUGACACCCAGACCCAAAUUGUGGAAGACUUCAGGCUGCACAUCAUCACUUGGAACGUUGGUUCGGCCACGCCACCUGAUGACAUCACUUCCUUGCUGGGGCUGAAUGUGGGUGAUGGAAACACAGACAUGUACAUUAUCGGGCUGCAGGAAGUGAACUCCAUGAUUAACAAAAGGCUAAAAGAUGUCCUCUUCACAGACCAGUGGAGCGAGGUCUGCAUGGAGAGACUCAGCCCCUUUGGUUAUGUGCUGGUGACCUCCCAGCGGAUGCAGGGAUUGUUACUACUGGUCUUUGCCAAGUACUUCCAUCUGCCCUUCCUCCGCGGAGUCCAGACUGAGACCACCCGUACUGGCCUGGGGGGUUACUGGGGGAAUAAAGGUGGCGUGAGCGCCCGCAUGUCAGCGUUCGGCCACACCAUCUGCUUCCUCAACUGUCACCUGCCGGCUCACAUGGAAAACUCAGAGCAGCGCAUGGAGGACUUUGAAAGUAUCCUGCAGCAGCAGCAGUUUGAGGGCCAGGCUGCCAUCGGGGUUCUUGACCAUGAUGUGGUGUUCUGGUUUGGAGAUCUCAAUUUCCGCAUUGAUGACCUAGAUAUGCAAGUGGUAAAAUCAGCCAUCGAUAACAACAAAUUUUCAAUGUUGUUGGAAAAGGAUCAGCUCAAUAUGGCCAAAGACAGUGAGACAGUGUUGGAGGGUUUCCAAGAGGGGCCGCUAAAAUUCCCUCCCACCUACAAGUUUGAUGUUGGAACAGAUACAUACGACACAAGUGGGAAGAAGCGUAAACCAGCUUGGACCGAUCGGAUCCUGUGGCGCCUGAGAGCCACUGCUACUGCCGGCGCUGCUGUCAGCGCAGGGAAGCGGGGCUCCAUUUCAGGGCUGACCAGCGGGACCAAAGUGACACAGCACUACUACCGAAGUCACAUGGAAUACACCGUCAGUGACCACAAACCAGUCUCCUCCAUCUUUACCCUGCAGUUCCCAUACAAGGUGGAUAUUCCCCUGGUCACAAUCACAGUGGAGGAUGAGUGGAAUAGUAUUGCUGAUGCCACAGCAAAAUUCAAACUGGUGCCCAGCUACCCCCGCAGCUCCUGGGACUGGAUCGGACUGUACAAGUGAUUGUUCUGCCCAUCCCCGGUGGGUUUCAAGCACCAUAAGGACUAUGUGGGAUACGUAUGGGCCAAGCAAGAGGAAGGGGAUUUUAAUCGACAAGAACAGCAGGUAAUCUGGUUGCGUGAGGAAUUGCCCAAAGGCUCAGGGGACUUUAUCUUGGGUUACUAUAGCAACAACAUGAGCACCAUUGUGGGUGUAACAGAGCCAUUUCAGAUCCAGCUUCCCACUACAGGUCUUGACACCAGUUCUUCAGACAGCUCUGACUUCAGCUCAGAGGAUGACAGCACCGUUGUCCACAUGAAGACGAGGUCCCGCAGUCCCAGUCCACGCAAGGCCAAGCAUCGCAGCCAUCGCAGCCACAGCCACAGCCACAGCCACAGUCAGCGGUCUGGCAGCCCUGCACAGGCCAAAAUGAAAAUGCUCAAUGUCACUGGUUAUCCCAGCACCACCACAGCUGAGAGUGAGUCCACAAGACGUCCAGCAGAGGGCAGCAGCAGCCAGGUGUCUGCUACUGUGGUGAAAGAAAAAGACACCGAGGGUUCAGGGGUGUGAUACACAACCUAGUCCUGCUGUGUCAC
This is a messenger RNA of Etheostoma spectabile (orangethroat darter), 2732 nucleotides long. Its product is annotated as inositol polyphosphate 5-phosphatase K-like. Gene Ontology annotation, cellular component: cytoplasm; plasma membrane; ruffle. Gene Ontology annotation, biological process: phosphatidylinositol dephosphorylation; negative regulation of peptidyl-serine phosphorylation. The record is from RefSeq and is a predicted model, not a curated record. NCBI's taxonomy places the organism in Eukaryota, Metazoa, Chordata, Actinopteri, Perciformes, Percidae. Gene Ontology annotation, molecular function: phosphatidylinositol-4,5-bisphosphate 5-phosphatase activity; phosphatidylinositol-3,4,5-trisphosphate 5-phosphatase activity.